This is a messenger RNA of Acanthopagrus latus (yellowfin seabream), 8331 nucleotides long. It is a transcript of the gene atxn7l1, whose product is annotated as ataxin 7-like 1. Lineage: Eukaryota; Metazoa; Chordata; Actinopteri; Spariformes; Sparidae. The coding region runs from base 1147 to 3273 and encodes 708 amino acids. The record is from RefSeq and is a predicted model, not a curated record. The transcript has 13 exons.
UAUAUUCCCCAAAAUAUAUAUUAGCUGCCUACUAAUCAUUAAUCCCUUUGUCUCUGUGGUUGAUGGGCCAGUAAAUGACCGACCCUGAUUGUUUUUAUCUUUCUUUUAAGAUUAAGAUGUUACUCAACACUCUCUCAUGUUUCCUAUCCUAAUGCAGUAAGCCUUCAGUUUUACUGUUAAAGACCUGAAAGAUGUCAGCAGGCUGUUAAACUGUGCCCGCAUACUGAACUUUUGAACCCGUCAAUAGCUCCCUGUCUGUCUCACGGCCUCGCGGCGCCUCCCCGAACGCCAGCCGAGCCCGGCCGAAGCUCGCCGACGGUGACGUCACCGUAUCUCGUCCUUUCGUUUUUAGCCUGCUGCGUGCGAAGGAGAGAGAGAGAGAGAGAGAGAGAGAGAGAGAGAGGAAGAAAAAAAAAGAAAAACGGCUCUCAGCAAAGCAACAAGAAGGAAGAGCAAUGGCGACACUGGAUCGCCAAACGCCAAGUGUGGAUACGUUCCUCUGCGAGCCCUGGUCCUCCUUCGUCAGUGCGGCUAAAUUACGUUUUGUUGACAGUAAGUUCGCACGUCGGUAGCGUUGUUGUUUUUGCGGGCAAACUGUCGGGAAGUGCGUGGUCCAACUGUCUGUGAUUGAGUUGAGUGAGCAGUCCCCCCCCCUCCCCUCCUCCUCUACCACCACCACCAUGCAGGGUCUGCUGUCAGAGCGCAGCGAAGUAACUGUCAAAAAAUAUGACUUGUGUCGCGAUAUUCGCGGCUGCUUUCGGGGACGGUCGUGUGCACAGGCACGCGAGCGGAGCUAACAGCCGCCGUGCGGAGUUUGUGCCUGGUGGCGUGCGCGGUAACGACACAUAUCCUCCCAACUGUCCAGCUACGCAGACUCGUCCUCGGAUAACAGCGACAGGGAGCUUUACCGCCUCGGUGGAGCCGUGAAGCUCAGUAAAGAAGAUAUGUUUGUCUACAGCCAGUUUCCAGCGCUUGAGGAUUUUUGUCUUGUUGUCUGCCAUGUCUGCGAUCAGGUGGUCACUCCUCAGGGCAUCCUCACACACUAUGGUAGCUGGGGUGUAGUUUCCCUGUGAGACAGUCAGAGAGAGACAGACAGUCCUGGACACCACCCCCCUCAUUCCCUCCCCACCCUUCUCCCACAAAGACAUGCAUAGCAAAAACCAGAAGCGCCACGUCUCCCCUGUCCCCUCUCGGAGCCCCGUGGUCCCCAUGAAGCCCAAAGCACCGGCAGUGGCCCCCGCUAUGGCUCCCAGCUCUGGGGAAAUGCUGGCCUUCAGGGUACCUAAAGACUACCCUCACUCUCGCUUCAGCAAGGCGCCACUUGCUGUCUACCCACCGAAGGGGGCACGCAGCAAGUCGUGUGUAUCUCUUCCAGUCGUGAGCUUGGAGAAGAUGCCGUGCCUCAACCGAGCAGACUCUGCCUCACACGUGCGCCUCACCUCCUCCACCUCCCCCUCCCCCUCCUCCCUCAAACCUCUGUCCCUUACUUCCCCGGCCUCCCAGCGGUCUGGCGAGAAGCUCGUGAAUGGACGAGGCACCAGCGGACCGUCCACGCCGCGCUCCACUGUGUCUCCGUCCUCUCUGGAUGGGCGGCCCAGUCCAGCGCGCUCUCCACUGGACAGGCGGCCGUCAUCCACCCCCUCGCCUUCCCCUCUGGACCGGAAGCCUUCCCCGUCACCUUCACCUGCUCACAGAUCCGGCGCUCUGCCUUCAUCGUCUGCAUCGCCUCUGGAGACGAAGCACCAAAACGGGACAAAGACUCCCUCCAGGUCACAGAAAAGGCUCUCGGGGAGAGUGUUUGAUCCCAACAAGCACUGCGGAGUCCAGGACCCCGAGACUAAACGACCCUGCACGCGGUCGCUCACCUGCAAGACUCACUCCUUAACCCACCGCCGAGCCGUCCCUGGCCGAAGGAAACACUUCGACAUCCUCCUGGCGGAACACAAGGGGCGACCGAAGGAAGGAGCAAAGGAUAAAGACAAGGACGUGACACAAGGAGGAGCAAAGGAAGGAGGAAGUCAGAUUAACGCGUCACAAGAGACUGCAAGUCCCGGCAAGCCUCACUGCCCAAACGGGCGACCCUUGUCCACGCUGAAGCUACGGCUGGCAAAUGCAUACAUACCCAGGGUUCCAGGCUCCACCACCUCCACCUCCAGUCCUCUGCCCCCGGCGCCAGCCCCCGCCCCGGCCCCUAACCCAGAGCCGUCCCCGCACAGUUGGACGACGGCAGCAGGAGACGGCGGCCGACUAUCUAGCGACGAGGGAGACGCGGAGACUCCGGAGGACGCCGACAGACCGGCCUUUCACUGCACCAAUCGCCACCCACAGCCUUUAGGGUGUUGCGUCUUCAGCAGCAGGCUUAUGGGUCGGGGCCACUACGUGUUCGACAGACGAUGGGACAGGAUGAGGCUGGCACUGCAGAACAUGGUGGAGAAACACCUGAACGCACAGAUGUGGAGGAAGGUGCCCCUGGCUCCUGACAGCCUCCUCUCCCUCUCAUCCUCCUCUGGCACCUCCCCCGUCACUUCCCAACAGACUCUCUCUCCCGCCUCCGUCCCGUCUCCUCUCCUCUCCUCCCCCUCCAACUCCCUCUCCUACACCGCCGCGUUCCCUCAGUCGGCAUCUGCGGCCGGGGUGUUCAGCAUUCGAGACGCCGCACAGCCCGUCGCCCCAGUUUCCGCGCUGGGUAAAGCCCGUAACGGCACGCAUAAAGCCAGCCGCCCAUCCAAAGACGCUGAGGACUCGGCUACAGGGUCCAAGAAGAGAAAGAACUCUUCCUACUCCUCCUCCUCAGCCUUUUCUUCUUCCUCCGUGUUUCCGACUGUGGAUAAUCACAAGAGGAACGGCAGCAGCUAUCAUCCAACGUUACAAGGUUCAGGAGGGGUAGCAGCAAGUCCAGCCAGGAAAAAGGGACUCGGGCGUGGGGGGAGCGGGCUUUGGAGCGGCGCAGACGAUUGGCUGUCCAGAGCUGAAGGGUCUCAUAGCCACAACUCACAAAACAGUCGUGAACUUGGCACCAUCAGUAUACCCUACUCGGCCAACAAGGAGCCUGCCUCUGCGGCCCAUCAGCCCCUGGCUCCCCCCUCUGGACCUUUGGCAUAUGGGGGAGGAGCGGAGGGGAGGAAGAGGAGGAGUCCAAGCUCCUACAGAGGGAAGGCCAGCAAGCUGAGCAGGCCGGGUGGACUGGAGAGCCUCUUUGGGAAUGGGAGCGAUGGUGGGGGCAUACUGGCUUCAGGGCCUGAGUCCCCGAGACAGGCCAAGUUGCAUCACUGACAGAAACCAGCUCCAUGGACUGAAUGUUGGGCAGCUGUUCAGGCCACCACCGUUUGUGACCUUUGACCCCACCACUCUUCCGCUGACGGCACCAAUCAGACUGCUUCAUCUGGGCGAUGUCACCCCUAUUUACCCAGUGACAGUUCGGUUCACCCCCUGUGACAUCGGGGCUCUCUCUGGAGCCCACACAGUUGGCAGGCACUCACUUCCACUCUUCCACCACCCUAAUUAUGGAGCGUUUUGAUGGAAAGCUGCUGCGCUAUCACUGUGGUCACGGUCUUUACAGAACAAGACGGUGGAAUCCAAAAAAACUUCUCCUCUGUAAAGGGAAUUUGCCUCGCAAUGUUUCCAAGGCAUUGUUGACAACACCACCACUGUACAAUUUUUGUAAACAAUCAGAGUUUGUGUUCUGGUUGUUUUCCUGGUUGCUGUGUCCGCUCAGCUGAUGAGGAAAAGAGGUCUGUGAUUGUUUAUGGGAGUUAAAUGGUUGAAGGACCUACUGACACGGCUACUGUAGGAUUAAGCCUUCAGCUAUACCAGCUCUAAUGACCCCCUCGUUACCGCUUUCCUCUCUUUCUCUGGUUUUCAAUUUCCUCUCUUCCUCAACGAUGGAAGAGAGAGAGCAGCAGCUGUAGUAGCUGGGUUUUAUCCAGCUCCUUCUCCCCUCUCAGUACCUUUUCUUUCUGUCUCACCACAUUUUUUUAACAUCACACAUCUUUGUCAACAUCUCUACAAUUCUCUUUUUUCCUUCCUCUCCCUCAUCUCCCUAUCCAAUCCCAGCAUGCCUGUGUUCAAAGUGCACUUACUGCCCUCGCUUCCCUUCGCUGCCCCCCUCGACGGCUCCAGAACGGUCUCCUGCAGUGCCACGCCAGGACCUGUUCGCACAAGGGAAGCAACGAAAUUGCGUCUGUGUUAACAAUGACGCCACGUGAAUGCAUUGUAUUUUUGCUAUCGGAAGAGAUGUUGAAGAUAGUUUUCUUUCAUGUUGCGAGAAACACAAACUCCUUCCUGUGUGUCAGGAACCAAAAAGGAAUUAUUACUACGGUGUUGGAUCUCUCUCUCUUUUUUUUUUUUUUUUUUGUACAAUAAUUUAUCGUUCUGAAAUGAUCUUCUAACUGACCAGCAAGGUUUGAGCUACAGAGACUUUUUGAGCAAAAAAUAAUUUCUAUGCCAUUUAGAAGAAAUGUUGAAAGUAUUAUGCUGAGUUUGUAUUGUUUAAAAUGUGUACAUAUCUGUUAUUAUUUUUGUAUUUAUUAAUAGUCCCCCCCCCCCUUAAUUUACAUGUGCUAAAGAGAGGGAGUGUUUGCCCUCCCAGCGCGGUUCGGGUGUAAUAAUCUUGAUGAGAUUGGCCUGGUUUCUCAAAAUCUUCAAGAAUUAGUUCAUUAGCAAGUUUUAAAUGAAUGCUAAUUAAUACUCAAACACAACCAAACACGAACUUUGACUGAGGCUGCUGUGUAUUUCAUUUUUCUUUCAACUGCAGCCUGUGGUCAAUUCUAAAUCUUUUUUUUUUUUUUUGCAAUAUUACUUUGAGGUCAUAUUAAGGGGCACUAUGUAGUUUUGGAGAAGAAUUUUAAUAUUUACAAUAUUAAUGAGGUAACAAUACAACCUCAGAAUAGACCAGCUGUUCUCAGAGGAAAAUAAGGUCCCCAGAACAUUGAUUGAAGCUGGAAGUGUGUUAGGCUCCGUCAGAUAUAAACAAAGUAAGACAGAAUUAAAUGUAAAGUUUGUUUAUUUAAUUUGUUUAGAUUUAAAAAUCUGAUUAAAAUUUCUUCCUCAAAAUGACUUUAAGUAAGUAAAGAAGAUGCUUAUAUCUAUUUACUGUAUUUGUCAAAUUUGACACUUAAUGUUGUCUCCUUUCAUAAAUGUGCAAAUGGUGAAAUCUGUUCAAACAGUGUUUUGCUGAUAGAAGUUGUAGGGUAAGGUUAACUUAAAGUUGCACAUAGGCAGCCACUAUGAAAGCUGACAGUUUUUAAUCAGGAAAGAAACAACUUCAAGUAUUAAAUUUAAUGUUGAAUAUACAAGAAAGCAAGAAUGAUUUACAAUUUACUGGAGCCAUUUUGCACAUUUUUGUAGGUUUCUCGUCACUCAACAAUUGUGAUUUACUUAAUUUUUUUUCUUUAAGUUGGUCUGGCGAUAUUGCAGUUAAAAAUUCAUUGGUGAAUGAUGUUGAAACAUACUGUGUGUUCACAAACAUCCACUGCUUUUCUUGGCAUGUAAGAGGGGACCCAAACACAUAAUUUGCAUUGCAGUGAACAAAAUGGAAAUCAGUGUGUCAGCUGAGUAGGCGUUCUCUCACUGCGUCCCAGGACACGUGCGUACACACUGCUGAAAGAAUGUGGUCACAUGGGGCUCGGACAGCCUCUGAAUGAGGUCUCAGUGAUUGGAUCUCAAUCCAUUUCCGGUGCAGUCACACCUGUACUCAGAUCUGUCCAUGCCUGUUAAUGUGAGGUGUAAACAGGGCCUGAUUAUAGUAAAGUACUCUGCACUAUCCCUUAGAUUAUACUGUUUUCUGUAUGCUAUGCUAUGUUAAGCAGUUGUAUACUGCCUUCAUCAACAGAGUUUGCAUCACAUGACCCCGAGCCUCAUUUAUUCAAGACUUUCUCCUCUUAUGAUGUCAAAUUUAAGAGUUGAUGGUCCAAAAUAUCAGUUGAUAGUGAUGUCUUUAUUCCAGUAUUCUUAAUAGAUGUGUGUUUUGGCUUUCGCUAAUGAACCAACAAGGCCGAUUUUGUGAAACCAGGCCCUGGUUAGUAUUUACAUAUAAAGGCCCCCCACAUUCCUGUUUACCUGUGGUUCCACCCUUGUUCAUACUUCUUCCAUUGUUCAAAACUAUAACUAUAUUUUUAAGCUGUUUUUAUCUUCCAGGACCGAUUGGUUUAGUCUCUGUGUGAUAAUGCUUGGCUGCUGUGUGUGGGGAAAAUCAAAGCCAGGUCAAAAUGCUUUCACUUACUUCCCAGCUGCACCCAUCAGGCCUGGUACCAUUUCAUCUCUGGUGGCUCAGCAGUUCACUGCGCUGAAAAUGCAGCAUAGUCGUCCUGAGAGGUGCAAAACAAGCGCUGUUUGAAGAGACGUAGAUUUAGUUUAAAGGUGCAGUAUGUAAGAAUGAGCCACGGGUCGAAUUCAAAACAAAUAAUGGGCUAACUGCUGCUAAUUGUCGCUUUCCUUAGCUGGUUAGCUAAGUUAGCUGUGCAGCUAGCAAUUCAGACUGGUAACUCAGGGCCAUGGUGUUGGUGUUGACACUAUAAGUACAGGAGUGUUGGACGGGUUGGGUUAGCAAUUUUAUAUUUUUUCACUUUUUCAACUACCAUUCUAACAUAUUGCAUCUUUAAAAGCACAAUAUGUAAGAAAUUGCUCCCCAGUCAAAUUCAUACUUAAAACAAAUAGCAGGUAGCAUAUCACCAGAGUAAACGUGAACUGUAGCUGUUGUAAGCUCAGUUAGCCGUGCAGCAAGCUGUCCUUCCAGUCAGGACCAUACUCAAGAGGCCUGAUCUGUACUAUCUACUAUCGUAUCUUGAGAUACACAGUGGUAUUACAUGACAGGAAGGGCCAGCCCUAGGUGUUAAGCAUGCUAACUUCAGUUCAUAUCUCUGCAGCACAAUACAUUGUCACCUUCUGAAAAAAAUGUAAAAACUAAUAUUUCUUCACAUUCUGUUGAUAAUUUCAGUUAAAUUUUAACAUUUUGUAUUAAAAGUCCUACAUGAUGCACCAAGGGAAAAUUCAUGACUAAAGCUGCAAUCUUGUGCAUAUUUUCAAUAGCAGCUCACUACAACAACUUCUAAAAUUACACAUUUAGCACGGUUAAAUUAAACUGAUGAAGUCACAUUGUGUAGUAACAAGAAAAAUGAAAUGUGAGAGGAUUUCCUUGCUUAAAGCUGGUAUCAUGGAUGCCAUAAUGUGUCAAAAAAGGUAAAAGCCUUAAAAUUGUCUCUUUUCUAUUCUGUUUGGUGUUGCUGAUGAAGGUAAAGUACCUGAAAGCAUUUUGAUUUGCUUGAUGGCCGCAUGGAGCUGUGAGUGACGCUCCUUCCUGGUACGUGUCAACUGCUUUUGUGGAAUUAACAUCAAGGAUUCGUAGUUUUUUAUUUUAUUUUAAUUUUUUUUGUAUUCUUUUGUCUCAAAAGCAUCUAAGCACUAAUGAUGAAUUAAAUUGUACAUAACCAGUCAUAUUUUUGUUAUGCUUCUCCCAAGUGCUUCCUGUGAUGACACUUUAUUCAUCAGCGUGUGAGAUCGUCUAACAGCUCUUAGAUCAGUUCAGUGAUGCUCGCUCGGUGGUCUUUAUUUUUACCAUAGAUACACAUUGUUUAUCAGUAAACUGGGUAACAUGCCUUCAGAAACAUUAUAGACAAAUCUCUUGGAUUUAUUUACAAUUCUCUCGGUUCAACGCAACAUCCCAAGAGAUGUUCUAGUGUGUAGAUGAUUCAUGUUGGUUUAGUGGCUGCAAACAUGGUUUAAAAAAUACUUUUUCCGCUCUUUUCACUUUUUUUUUUUUUUUUAGAUCAAAGAUGGCGGUCUUAGCGCGAAGAUGUUUUUGGGAAAUGCCAUCUGGACUUAUUGUUUGUAGUAAUAGAAAUGGGGAAUAUAAAGUCUGUUGCAGCUAAAACUAAGAUAAAAGCUCAUGGAUGUUGAUGUUCAGAGCAGUUGUAUAUUGUAUUAUUUGCUGUUGAGUUUAAUGGAGGUAUUAACAGUUUUUUUUAAACCCUCCCCUUUCCUUUUUUUGCACUUUGUCAUAAUGCCCAGAUCUUUAAUCUACUUCUAUUUAUAUAAAUAUUUGAGAUAUGAAAAAAAUCUAUAUCUAUAUAUUUGUAAAUGUGUUUCUGGCAACUACAGUAAAAGAAGAUGAAGAGUUUAUUUGUGGUGAGUUGGCACGUCGACCAACGCACUGUUGUUGUUUGUUGUAUCUGAUCCAAGCUGUGGUGAAUGUCUGAAAAAAGCCUUGUAAGAGUUGGGAUUUAUUCCGUCUCACUGCUGUUGGAUCAGAAAAUGGAUUUCCCAUCAAAUCAACUGAACACUUGCUGUAAAAAGAAAUGGUCUUAUAUCCAAGCUUUUAUUAAAUGAUUGAAAGUG